GACGAGAUCUGAAUCUACCAGGUCGGUCAAAAUGGCAGCGCAGCAACAGCAGCAGGGUGUAGGAGCGGUUCCGCCGACCGGGAUGCAGCAAGCUACGUCUAUACAGCAACAACUUAGUCAACAACAAGACGUGGACCCGGUCCAGAGGUUCAAGAUGUUGAUCCCGCAGCUGAAGGAGAGCCUGCAGUUUGUCAUGACGAUCGCGUCUUCGAAUUUGGGACACAACACUGCAAUUGAUAAUGGGGUAAAAACCAACGAUCUCCCCGCACAACGCUUUGACAAAAGUCUGGAGGAGUUUUAUGCCCUUUGUGAUCAACUUGAACUCUGCCUGCGGCUGGCCUACGAGUGCCUCUCCCAGAGUAUAGACAGUGCUAAACACUCCCCCAACCUGGUCCCCACAGCCACCAAGCCCGACACGGUGCAGAACGAGUCACUGUCGUACUCCCAGUACCUUGGCAUGAUCAAGUCUCAGAUCUCUUGUGCCAAAGACAUCCACAACGCUCUGCUGGAAUGCUCUAAGAAGAUCGCAGGAAAGGGACAGCCACAAGGGAUCAUGCAGUAGUCUACACUAUGAUGCUCCUUCUCAACUUCAUCACCUCAUCACAGUUGGUCGAGUGAAGAACAGAUACUUUUAUUUUUAUUUUUUACAUUGGAUCAAAGGCUAUCUGGAAGUAUUAGUGAUUGAGAUUCCUCCAUGUACAGGCCUACCAUGCCUUUGUUUUUUUUUUGUAAGUUAUAUGGUUGUUUUAUGUGUAAAUAGUAUAAUUUCCAAAGAUGACCAGCAGGUGGUAGCAGUACCGUUUAAUUUGCUACUUGCAUUGCAACUCGUCUAAAUAUUUUGUAGAAGCACCUUUGUAUGAAUAAAACCUGAUUGGGAUUUCUACAAGUUAUUUUUCAAUGGUGUAUCCUAUUGAAAGUUAUAUUUAGGCCUAAACCUUAUAUUCUGACUAGGUAGUUUGCCUCUCACUAUGGUGCAAUUAUCUUAACUAUAUUUUUGCUGAUGUAUGAAUAAUUUCUCUCAAAAUUAAGUUAAUUAAGUCAAAACUGCAUCAUCCUGGGGACAUCCUAUUAGACAGAGUUGUCUAAAGAAGUCUCUAGCUGCAAGUCCUAUCACGAUGGACUACAGGGGGAGCCAGAGAUCACUCUGACCUGCAGUACCGCAUAAACCCUGGAAAAGACUGCACCUCCUAAACAAGCCAAUGAGAUUGUGCUCUUAUUUGUUUUUUAAAAAAAGGUGAACAUUUGCAAAUGCUUCUAAUGUUUCAAGUUAAAGGUGGGGAUGAA
Messenger RNA from Gadus chalcogrammus (walleye pollock), 1284 nucleotides. RefSeq names its product mediator complex subunit 29 (gene med29). Gene Ontology annotation, cellular component: mediator complex. The transcript has 4 exons. Bases 32 to 562 code for a protein of 176 amino acids. NCBI's taxonomy places the organism in Eukaryota, Metazoa, Chordata, Actinopteri, Gadiformes, Gadidae. Gene Ontology annotation, molecular function: transcription factor binding; transcription coregulator activity. The record is from RefSeq and is a predicted model, not a curated record. Gene Ontology annotation, biological process: regulation of transcription by RNA polymerase II.